Argiope bruennichi is the source of this 1704-nucleotide messenger RNA. Its product is annotated as retinoic acid receptor RXR-alpha-B-like. Gene Ontology annotation, cellular component: activator ecdysone receptor complex; nucleus. Gene Ontology annotation, biological process: anatomical structure development; cellular response to ecdysone; cell differentiation. The record is from RefSeq and is a predicted model, not a curated record. Gene Ontology annotation, molecular function: zinc ion binding; nuclear receptor activity; nuclear steroid receptor activity. NCBI's taxonomy places the organism in Eukaryota, Metazoa, Arthropoda, Arachnida, Araneae, Araneidae. Bases 253 to 1452 code for a protein of 399 amino acids. The transcript is spliced from 10 exons.
GUCUUGUAUUUUCUUCAUUUUCUAUUCAUACGGGAACAAAAAAGCGCGUUUCUAAUCAAAACAUUGAAAUAAAAUUUCGGAUGAUCAUUUUUUAUAAAUUGGAGUAUGACUGAUGUGGAAAGGAGUUGAUGCCCUUUGUACAGGUAAAAAGAUAAGCCAGAGUUGCAAAAGAUGGCGUGUAUUUUAACUUCAACCUUUUAAUUGUUAUCUCUUUGCAGCUGUGGAAAACUUUGUUAUUAUUUCGUCUUCGUAAUGUAUAGAAAUAUGGCUGAUUUUUCUGAAGAUGAUUCUUCUGAAUUCUUUCCUGAAUCAUCUGCUGUGAAUAAUACAUUAUCUAAUUCAUCAUUGAGUAACGGCGCAACUUUAUCAUCUUCUACUGUAUCCAGCAGUUUUGCAAAUUCAACAUUUUCUAGUAUUCACGGAAGCAAUUAUCCACAGCUUUCAUCUCCUCAAAAUCCCCCAUCUCCACAAUACCCAUCCAAUCAUCCACUAUGUGGCUCUAAGCAUUUGUGUUCUAUCUGUGGUGAUAGAGCAUCUGGAAAACAUUAUGGUGUCUACAGUUGUGAAGGUUGCAAAGGAUUUUUCAAGCGCACUGUAAGAAAAGAUCUGUCUUAUGCCUGCAGAGAGGAUCGUAAUUGUACUAUUGACAAACGACAACGGAAUCGCUGCCAAUAUUGUCGCUACCAGAAAUGUUUAGCUAUGGGAAUGAAAAGAGAAGCUGUUCAAGAAGAACGUCAGAGAAACAGAGAAAGAAGUGAGAAUGAAGUGGAAAGUACAAGUAACAUACAGCCAGACAUCAGCAUUGACAGAAUUUAUGAAGCUGAAAUAUGGAUGGAUACAAAGAAGGAACCAGAUGUUGCAAGUAUAUGUCAAGUUGCUGAUCAACAACAAAUUCAGUUAGUUGAGUGGGCCAAGCAUAUUCCUCACUUUAAUGAACUUCCAUUGGAGGACAGAAUCACUUUAUUGAAAGCUGGUUGGAAUGAAAUUUUGAUUGCAACUUUUUGUCACAAAUCUAUUGGAUGCAAAGAUGGAAUUAUGUUUGCUACUGGGCACGUUGUAUAUCGCAAUAAUGCCAUUAAUGAAGGUGUAGGGAACAUUUACGACCGCCUUCUUCAGGAGCUUGUUGCCAAGAUGAGGGAGCUGAAAGUGGACAAGACUGAGCUUGGUUGUCUGAAAACUAUCAUACUUUUCAACCCAGAGGCAAAAGGGUUGAAAUCUGUCAAUGAAGUUAACAACUUACGUGACAAAGUUUACACUGCCCUGGAAGAUUACUGCAAGCAGCACUAUCCCAUGCAGGGCUCUAGAUUUUCUAAACUUUUGCUACGACUGCCAGCUUUACGUAGUAUGGGUUUGAAGUGCCAUGAGCAUCUAUUUUUCUAUAAGCUCAUUGGGAACACAACCCCCAUUGACAACUUCCUUGUAACGAUGCUGGAAAAUCCAACUGAUACUUAAAGACAAUACCCAAUUAGUCAUUGUUGAUGGAUAUAGUUAUUGUUUCCCAUUUUAAAUAUAAGGACUGUUUAUUUUUUACAUCUUGUUUGUUUCAAAAACUUGCAGAUUUUUAAGCAUAAUUAUCCUUAGAUUUUUUUAGCAGUGAGAAAACAAUGUGAAACCAAAGAUAAUACAUUUCCUUCCAACAAAUAUAUUUGUAUGUUGUAUUAAGUUUUAGGAUUUUUUUUUUUUUUUUUUUUGGCAUAAAAUUGG